CUCCUCCUCUCUCAGUCCCAAGGAAAAUCGAGCAGAUUGCUGAUAUUAUCCCCAAAUGUAGGGGAACCUCAUGAGGGGGUAGGGUGUCGACUUCAAGAUCUUUCUUUUUAGGGGGGGGGGGCGAGAGUUGAAAUUGCCAGAUUUAUUCAGUAGAUGGCGAGUUGCUUGACCGAAAAUGACUUAAACAUGGAAACAACAACAACAAAACAAAUACUAAAAAAACAUUUUAUCAUCUAAAUACACCUACAGAGGGACACCUGCUCCAAUGAAUUUCAAAGGAGACACUGCUCUGUUCUAUUCAAAUAGGUGAGCCAGAUGACAACACUCAAAUCAGCCAACAUUCUGUGCAAGGUUAAGGGGCUGUAUUUAGUUCUCCUCUGUCUCCGUCUGACUGUGGCUGAUGUGCCUGGUCCCUGCAGGUACUCCAUGAGGAGAGAUCACCUGGCCACGCUCAGCCAUCUGAUUGAUAACCAGUUGAAAAAUGGAUGCUCAAUAACAUAUAAUUUUACUGAGCGGGGGAAUCUGAGUGACGCAUGUUACAUCAAAGCUGCGUUUCCACAAAUUCUGGAGCUCAUUGACACUCACUUCAGAUUCUCCAGGAGCUCAGACAAUGGACGCUAUGUAGAGGCAACGAGAGCCCUGAUUCACAGCAUGUACUCACAAAAGUGCAUCCUCCUGAUCAACGAGGAGAUUGAGGAUGAUCCAGUAAAGUUUUCCAAAACCCACAGAGGUUCACCCAGAGAAGCACUGGACAGGGUGCUGAAGGUCUUCUCACUGUACCUGGAGCUAAUGUCCUCUAGAAACAGACCAAUGGACUGGAGCUGUGCUGAUGAGUAUGCUGAGGAUGAACCCCAAUUCACCACAGCCCUUACCCACACCACAGCAGAUCCACUGGGACAAGACGAAAGGACACAUUUCCAGAGCAAGGAUCCUGAUGAGUCACAUGACUCAAACAUGCUUGCCUAUGUACUGGCACCAGUGUGUGGGGGACUACUGUUCAUGUCUGCCGUCUAUUGUCUCAUAAGACUGAAGAUUGGCUUCAUGCAGCACAGGCCUGGAGCUGCAGAACUGUCCAUCAGUGACAGCCAGGUCUGAAAUCAUCAUACAGUACGCAACAUCUGUAAAAUUAAAGUUUCAACAUUUAUAAUAAACUAUAAUAAUUUCUAAAAGAACAUGUCUAUAUGCAGUAUUGUCGACACAAGUAAUAAACACUUAUAAAUGCAAGCACACUUGCGCACGCACACAGACAUUAGUUUGGAACAAUGUCUAUGAAGAAGAUGACAGCAUUUCCAAGAUAAUUUCAGUAUCCAUUACCCAAUGGGUAAACAAUGGGUAGCACUGCUACUGCUCCAUUGUGAAUGCAUGCAACUCUUUGAAAAGUAUUUUCUCCCUUUUAUCCUUUUAUCCUCAAUUUGGAUUUGCCCCUGAAUUAUCACACAACUAAACCAGACGCUCUGUACAUCACAAAAGCAGAAGCCCUUCUUUAAUAUCCCUCUCAGUCCCUCACUGUAAAUGAGAAUACAUUUUAGCUGCAGGUCAGUGACUGUCUUAUGACAUAUUGCCAAGAGGAAAUGCCAAUGGGAGGAUAUGAAUGUCACUGUUACAACUAGUCACCUGUAGUUGUCUUAGAUACCAUUGAAAGGAGCAAUUCAAUAUUAUUAUUAUUUAUUUUAUUUUGUUUGCUUAGCAGAUCACUAUCACCCAAUUAUGUGUUACAGUAUGAUCAAUUUAUACAGAGGGCUUAAUUACUGAAGAUCUUCUAAAUGUAAAAGAUUCUGUGUAUUUUAAACCAGUAAUCAGUGUAAAUUAUUUUAACCAAACAUGCAAGUUUUGUACUGGUAUUUUUAUUAGUUAUAGUUUCUUUGACUAAUUUUUGGAGCACAUACAUGUACAAGUUAUUUAAGGAUGUGCAUAUUUUAUCUUAACCUCAUUUCAGUUCUGUGUCUGCAUAAUGUGCUUAAGGACGCAGUACUUGGACUGAAGUGGUUGUACCUCCAGUUGUAAGGAAAUGUUUUUUUUCAGUCCGUAGUGAUGUUUGAAGCAUUAUGUUAACUGGCCAAGCAACAAGUAGGGUUUAAAGGUAUGUGAUUCAGUGGAUAACUACUGUAUAACUACAUUAUGUCAAAACAUUUUUGUUGAAUCAUGUCCAUAAUAAAAUAAAAUAAUAAAUAUUA
Conger conger (European conger) is the source of this 2174-nucleotide messenger RNA. RefSeq lists its product as uncharacterized. Gene Ontology annotation, cellular component: membrane. Gene Ontology annotation, molecular function: cytokine activity; growth factor activity. The record is from RefSeq and is a predicted model, not a curated record. NCBI's taxonomy places the organism in Eukaryota, Metazoa, Chordata, Actinopteri, Anguilliformes, Congridae. The transcript is spliced from 8 exons. Bases 316 to 1095 code for a protein of 259 amino acids.